Molecule: messenger RNA, 1181 nt
Organism: Drosophila navojoa
Lineage: Eukaryota; Metazoa; Arthropoda; Insecta; Diptera; Drosophilidae
Cellular component (GO): Cdc73/Paf1 complex
Molecular function (GO): RNA polymerase II C-terminal domain phosphoserine binding; DNA binding
Source: RefSeq, a predicted model, not a curated record
AAACGAAAAUCACUCAGAGAGCUGAGGCAUAUUUAGCAAAAGUACAGACUAUAUAAACAGCUAGCUAAGCAGUGAGCAAACGCCGGGGUCAGCGUGGAGUAAUUGAAAUGUCGGGAUCAAAGCCAAAAGCCAGGACCAAGUCCAAGUCAAAUUCGAAGCAGAGCUCGCCACGUUUGUACAAUCCAGCGGAUCUGGUGCAGCUAUUGAAGCCGCUAAAGCUGCCAUGGACUGGAAUAACCGAGCAACGGAAACACCGGCCCAAAUCGGAAAUCUUGUGGGAGCUGCAGCGCAUGCGCUCCAUGCCCGUGCGCGUCGAUGACGAUAUUGGUGAGGUGAACGUGGUCGUCGAUGUGAUGGGGGGGCCAAAGGCAACGAUGCCGGCUCGCACUCUCGUCCAGCUGGACGCGCUGCGUUUGACCCGGCACCGGCUCGAGCAGCUGUUGCGCUGCAACAAUUUCGAGGCGACGGUGCGUAACUGCUUUGUGCGACUGAAUGUGACUCCAAUGACUGUGCCGGCCGAAUAUCGCAUUGCCGAAAUCAUGGGCAUAUCAGAGCUGGCCGAGGGCUAUUAUGUGGGCAAAACCCCGACAAAUAUUGUACUCCAUUUGCGCUACGAGGAUCUGGUGGAGAAGCACGAGCUCAACGAUGUCUCCAACAUGGCGUUCACGACCGAGGAGUUUGAUUUCUGGCACGACAACUGCAUCUGCCAGGGCUACGAGUGGCCCACCCUCGAGCUGAUCUCGCUCAAAAAGAUCGAGAUCUACAACGCCCUGAACAGCGAGAGCAAGUUCAGCUCUAUGCUGAAGCAGAGCGGAUUGCUGCCGGUCCCAAUUCCGAUGCGUCCGGAGCCCAAGGGCGGGCUGCUGGAGCGCUCGGGCCGUGUCUAUCCAUGGAAAUUGCAGCGUCCGCCAUCGCCGCGCACUCUGCUGCCAUUACCGAUACCAGAGCUCCAGCUACAGAGCGCUGCGGUCAGCAAAGCGGUUGAAGCUGGCACCAAAAUGGAGCGCGAGCUGAGGGAGAUGAGCAAGGCGGAGGCGAAGGCGAAGGCGAAGCCGAAGGCACCGCCGACGGUGGACCCAAAGGCAGGGAUGAAACAGAGACUGGAACCGAAGUCGGAGCCGGGUAAAGGGAAGGAGCCGAAGCUGACGUCGAUUAGGAAGCCGGCUGUAUCCAGUGCGUAG